UUAAUGGCCAUUGUAAUCUUAUCCCGAGGACGGUGUGGACUCUCAAGAUGCAUCACUCGUUACCUCGUAGCAACAGCCGUGGCUGAUUUCCUUGCCAUCAUCAUCGGCUGCAUCCUCAACCGGAUCAGCGGCAAUUAUAUUCGGUACAGUGUCUUGUCCACUACCCCUUUAUGCUCUCUCAGCCUCGUGCUGAUCCGAUGCACCCGGGAUGUUUCAGUUUGGCUAACAGCCGCCUUCACCUUUGACCGUUUUGUGGCCAUUUGCUGUCAGAGCCGAAAGACCAGAUACUGCACUGAGAAAACUGCAUCGCUGGUCACAGGAAUAGUUUAUACACUGAGCUGCGUCAAGAAUGUCCCUUUCUACUUCAUUUUUGAGCCCUUGUACAUUCUGGAUGGGAUGUCUUGGUUCUGUGACAUCAAGAUCACGUUUUAUACCUGGCUGGUUUGGCAGGUCUACCACUGGCUAGAUCGCAUCUUAACCCCAUUCCUUCCGUUCCUCCUCAUUCUUCUGCUCAACGUCCUAACAAUCAGAUACAUCCUAGUAGCCAGCAAAGUGCGUCAGAGGCUCCGGGGUGCCAACAAUCGUGGAGACCUGGAAAUGGAAAACCGCAAGAGGUCUAUUGUUCUCCUCUUUGCUAUCUCGCUCAGCUUCCUCCUCCUGUGGAUCACUUAUGUCGGACACUUCCUCUAUUUGCAAGUUACAGGUCAGGGUUACUACAGUGGCCUGGAUUUCAAUGACUCACGUUUCAUCCUUCAAGAAUCAGCGAACAUGUUCCAGUUACUCAAUUCCUGCAACAACGUAUUCAUCUAUGUAAUAUCUCAGAACAAAUUUCGACAAGAACUGAAGAAGUUGCUGUUGAGCCCCUUCAUAUUCUCCUAUAGUUGCUUUAAACAGUGA
Messenger RNA from Rhincodon typus (whale shark), 897 nucleotides. RefSeq names its product probable G-protein coupled receptor 139. The transcript has a single exon. The coding region runs from base 4 to 897 and encodes 297 amino acids. The record is from RefSeq and is a predicted model, not a curated record. Gene Ontology annotation, molecular function: G protein-coupled receptor activity. Gene Ontology annotation, cellular component: membrane. NCBI's taxonomy places the organism in Eukaryota, Metazoa, Chordata, Chondrichthyes, Orectolobiformes, Rhincodontidae. Gene Ontology annotation, biological process: G protein-coupled receptor signaling pathway.